Messenger RNA from Suillus fuscotomentosus, 501 nucleotides. RefSeq lists its product as uncharacterized. The transcript is spliced from 5 exons. NCBI's taxonomy places the organism in Eukaryota, Fungi, Basidiomycota, Agaricomycetes, Boletales, Suillaceae. The record is from RefSeq and is a predicted model, not a curated record. The coding region runs from base 1 to 501 and encodes 166 amino acids.
AUGUCUUCUGAUGCUCCCGAGACUGACAUAGACGAGCAAACGCAACACGAGGCAGAAGUUGCGGCUGUUCUGGAUGUCGAUGUGGCACCUGAAGCUGACCUUGAUGGUGACGAGUGGGGCGAUCUCGAUGCUGAGGAUUUUGAUGAUCCAUUGAUGAUCUUCAAGUACAUGAAGCAGACUGAGCUUAUAACACUUCCUCAUCCGAAAUACAUGGCAUUGCAAAAAGAGCUGGCCUGGUCGAUGCAUGGAAUCCUUCUCGAUUGGCUGGUGUUCUUGUCAGCAUGUGUCGUCUCCCUCACUAAACUUCAACUCAUGGGCAUUACAUCAUGUCUCUCCAUUGCUUCCAAAGAGCGGUACAUCCUGAAAACAAUCGAUUGGAACUUGAGCUAUCCGAACCUGAUGCACUUCCUGCGCCACACACGCAAAUCGGAUGAUCACAAUGGGGAAACACUGGAGUGGCAGUUGCUGGCCACGCCACCUUCCCUGCUGCUGCUGCGCUGA